Molecule: messenger RNA, 1361 nt
Organism: Centropristis striata (black sea bass)
Lineage: Eukaryota; Metazoa; Chordata; Actinopteri; Perciformes; Serranidae
Gene: stc1l
Product: stanniocalcin 1, like
Exons: 5
Coding region: 165-923 (252 amino acids)
Biological process (GO): intracellular calcium ion homeostasis
Cellular component (GO): extracellular region
Molecular function (GO): hormone activity
Source: RefSeq, a predicted model, not a curated record
UAAACUGCCCCCGCAGCAGCAGCAGCGGCGCGCUCUGAUUGGUCAGACCCGGGAGGACCUGGUAUAAAUACCAGGUGUGGGUCUGUGUGUCGGUACAGUCCGGAUCUGAUCCAGAACGACCUGAACUCUCCUCCUCCUCCUCCUGCUGCUCUCAGAGAGACACCAUGCUGCCAGGCUCCGCUCUGCUCCUGCUCCUCCUCGGCCUCAGCGCCGCCUCCUGCUUCGAGCUGCUGCCGGAGGAGGCCGCUCCCCGCCGGGCACGCUUCUCUGCAAACAGCCCGACUGAUGUGGCCAGAUGUUUGAACGGAGCCGUGGCUGUGGGCUGUGGAUUCUUCUCCUGUCUGGAAAACUCCACCUGCGACACGGACGGGAUGCACGAAAUCUGUGAACUCUUCCUCCACUCUGCUGCAGCCUUCAACACAGAGGGCAAAACUUUUGUGAAGAAAAGUCUGCACUGCAUCACUCAGGGAAUCUCAGCGAAGGUUUUCCAAACGAUCCGCCGCUGCAACAUCUUCCAGAGGAUGAUCGCUGAGGUGCAAGAAGAGUGUUACACCAGUAUGGACAUCUGCACUGUCGCUCGAACCAACCCGGACGCCAUCGGAGAGGUGGUGCAAGUUCCUGCGCACUUCCCCAACAGGUACUACAGCACCCUGCUGCAGACGCUGCAGGCUUGUGACGAGCAGACGGUGGCGGCGGUGAGGACCGGCCUCAUGGCGAGGUUAGGCCCAGAUAUGGAGACCUUCCUGCAGCUGGUCCAGAACAAACCGUGCGCCACGGGCUCCAACCCCGCCGCCUUCAACAACCCGUCCAGCUGGAGGAACAUGCCCGUGUUCAACAUCCAGCCCGGCUUCAGGGGCCGCGACCCCACCCACCUGUUCGCCAGGAAGAGGUCCGUGGACGACGGGGUUAACGGCGAGCAGUAGACGCCACACGCUCGCUGUCGCGCACGCUCACAUGCAAUCCACACAUGCAGCUUUCUACUCAGAUUAAUGAUUACCUUCAGAGCUUUAGAUGGUGAUUCGGGGCCACAGUUACUAUUAAAUAUGUUUUUAUUGGAGUGAUCUGCUCAGUCCGACUACCUGACAACCUGACUGAGCCGCUGGUGUUACAGACAUUUGGACAAGAAGAGGCCUACUACAGUGAUUAUAUUUAUUUUCUUAAACGAGUUAAUUUAUGAGGCUGUUCUAUUUAACGUAGUGAGAGGAUAAAGAGGCGGCGGAGGGCGGAGGGAGCUCCGCGCUGGUCGUGGAGCUCCUCAUGACUCCAGGUCACUUUAUAUUAGCUGUACGUGAUGUUUAAAUGACAAGUUGUGGAACAUAAAACCUGAGAUGGAAGCCGACUCGGCUGGUUGAAAUAAAUGA